AAAUAACUUUAAUUAGAAAAUACGUAUUGAAUUUAUUGUUAUAGGUUAUAUCUUAACGUGGUAGGGUACUAAUCACUAAUGGCGACCCCUGUUGUGAGCAAUCCCCCCAAGGAACUCUCCUGGCAACCGUCGUUUAAUCAAUACUUUUGCAAAUGUCCUGACCGCGAUGGGUACGACUCCGUUGUGGGUUGAGUUAGUCUGCAAAAAAUGGCAAAGAAGGGAGGAGUGCAACAGCUCCAGGCGGACCUCUCCACGGACGAGGAGUUUGAAAAGUUCCUGCUACGGUCGGGGCUACUGGUGCUCGACAUCUAUUCGGAAUGGUGCGGUCCGUGCCUGGGAAUGGUGGGCAGCCUGCGGAAGAUCAAGCUGGAGCUCGGCGGCGACAAUCUUCAGCUGGCAAUCUGCAAGGCGGGCUCCAUUUCCUACUUGGAGAGGUUCAACAAGAAGAGCGAGCCCACCUGGAUGUUUGUGACGAAUGGAAAAGCCAUCAACAUUAUGUUCGGCACUGACGUUCCCAAACUGGUGGCCAUGAUCACCCGUAUGCUCCAGUCAACGAUGGCCAAGGAGUCGCACUUUGGUUACGAGAUCACCGAGCUCCAACCCAUCGAGCUGGAGCAACAGGAGGAGCGCAACAAGGCGCUCCGGCUGGCCCAGGAAAUAGAACUGGCCGAGAGCCGGCGGAAGCGGGUGGAGUACCUUAGCAGCGUCACAGACUGCAUCAUGGCCAAUCUCCCGGAUAUCGGGAUAACCGUGUUUGGGCCACAGGUCAACCGCGACAUGUUCAAGAAGCUCUCAGAACCGGCCGAUCCCCUCAAGAUCCAGUGCAAGGAUCGAAAGGUCUUCCCAAUCACACCCAGUGACUUUGCCACCGUGAACUUUGCUGCAGAAAACCCACUGGCUCCGGAGGUCAUCGAGCAGUUGUACGACAAGGAGCUGCUCAUGUGCUUCUGGAAGGUCGAGGAGGUGCUCGGUACCCCACCCAGCGUGCUGCGUCAGUAUGCCCACGAGCUCACCAAGGAGACGAUCAAGCCGCCGGACGAGUUCAACGAAGAGGAGAUCACAGUGCCGCCCAUGAUUGUUCCGCUGGAGAUUACAGUGGAGUUUCCCGCGGAAGAUCCUGCUUCCGAGGAAGCUGUGGCGGAGGCUAUGAAGCAGCAUAGCGAGGAACAGAAGGACCCCGAUUCGACUCCGAAUGAAGGUGGGGCUGGCGAUGAGGAGCCCGAGACUGAUCCCGAACCGGCACCACCUCCGGAGCCCGAACAGGAGCAGCCGAAGAAGACCAAGAUCGUCCGCAUUCCUCCGAUUUGGGUUCCCAGCGACCAGCGUACUCAUGCGGCUCUCAUCUACACGUACUUCCGGGGCCAGACCUCGGCCUUCCUGCCGCCGGAUCCUGUGCCAGAACCCCCACACAUUGUGAUGACCUUCGACGCCUACAAGAAGAAGGAUCUGGCCCUUAUCCUCGAAACCUGCCGGGAGGACAUUCCGCUGUAUGGAUUCUUCACCAGCGACAAUCCACAAACAGCUGUCUUCAUAGCCAACUCGGUGGAGAAGUACAAUGCCAAGCCCUAUGUGCCCACGGAUAAGAUUGUUUUGAAGGUCAACAAGGUCAACAGUGCCACCAUCCCCACACUGAAAGCCUAUGGCCCGAGUUAUGUCAGUAUCAACUCUGUGAUCGGUCACAAGGAGGCCGUCCAGUUCUUCCCGGCGAACUACAAGUCCGCUCUGCAGGAAGAGGCCGAACUUCAUGCUGUAAAAACCGAAAAGCCGAAGAAACGAAAGAAGAACAAAAAGGGCGCUGAAGCCGAGGAAAGUGGGAAGCCGGAUGCCGGGCUAACGGAUGCGCAACAGGAGGCGGACGAGGCGGCAAAGACCUCUCCAGAGGAAGGUGCCUCCACCACGAGCAGUGGCGAGGACAGUUGCGAGAGCCGCCCUGCGACUGCCGAUGGCGCCAACGCAGAAGGGGCACAGGCUACAUAA
Molecule: messenger RNA, 1977 nt
Organism: Drosophila bipectinata
Lineage: Eukaryota; Metazoa; Arthropoda; Insecta; Diptera; Drosophilidae
Source: RefSeq, a predicted model, not a curated record